Messenger RNA from Trichosurus vulpecula (common brushtail), 7949 nucleotides. RefSeq names its product zinc finger MIZ-type containing 1 (gene ZMIZ1). Bases 530 to 3775 code for a protein of 1081 amino acids. Gene Ontology annotation, biological process: protein sumoylation; regulation of transcription by RNA polymerase II. The transcript is spliced from 26 exons. Gene Ontology annotation, molecular function: SUMO ligase activity; zinc ion binding. The record is from RefSeq and is a predicted model, not a curated record. Lineage: Eukaryota; Metazoa; Chordata; Mammalia; Diprotodontia; Phalangeridae.
CCGCCGCUGCUGCCGCUGCCGCCGCUGCCGCCGCUGCUGCUGCUGCGUGCGGCCCCGGCUCCUCGCUAAGCGGUGGGGCCAAGGAUCCUUUCUGAAAUCAGUGGGUGUACUGAGCUGGGACGUUGGAGAGAGGAUGGACCACCUGUAUGAGUGAUUGAGAAAUCCAAGGUUUUUGGACAUAGCAGGCUGUACAGCUCUCUUUCUCCAGCACCUGCGAUACCUGUCUCCAUUUCUGUCCUGACAUAGAAGCUCUAGGAACGUAUUAAUUGGCGGCGGCCUUGGGAAGAGAAGGAGGAGACGCAUUCGCAGGGUGAGAUCGGCGGCUUGCCAAUGGUGUCUGGAGAGUGACUCAGAAGACAGGGAGCCCGUUUAUAAACACCAAGGCCCUGAGAAGGAUGAUGGAGCUCCUGUGAAUGCCCCAGGACCGGAGCUGCUGAUUGGCUGCCGUUGGGGUACCAGCGAUUUGGGAAUCACUGAGGCUGGAAAACGUGAAUGGCUUUCAGGUAGAAGGCAAGAGGAGACAAUCAGAAUGAAUUCUAUGGACCGGCAUAUACAGCAAACCAAUGACCGGCUGCAGUGCAUAAAGCAGCAUUUGCAGAAUCCUGCCAACUUCCACAAUGCCGCGACGGAGCUCCUGGACUGGUGUGGUGACCCAAGAGCUUUCCAGAGGCCCUUCGAGCAGAGCCUGAUGGGAUGUUUGACGGUUGUUAGUCGAGUAGCAGCCCAACAAGGAUUUGACCUGGAUCUUGGCUAUCGACUGCUGGCCGUAUGUGCAGCAAACCGAGACAAAUUCACUCCAAAAUCAGCUGCUCUGCUCUCAUCCUGGUGUGAAGAGUUGGGUCGGCUGCUUCUCCUCCGUCACCAGAAAAGCCGACAGACUGACCCUCCCGGGAAACUCCCCAUGCAGCCCCCCCUUAACUCCAUGAGCUCCAUGAAACCCACGCUGUCACACAGUGAUGGGUCGUUCCCCUAUGACUCUGUUCCUUGGCAGCAGAACACCAACCAGCCACCAGGAUCCCUUUCCGUGGUCACUACUGUUUGGGGAGUGACUAACACGUCCCAGAGCCAGGUCCUAGGAAACCCCAUGGCCAAUGCCAACAAUCCUAUGAAUCCCGGCGGAAACCCCAUGGCAUCUGGAAUGACGACCAGCAACCCUGGCAUCAACUCCCCCCAGUUUGCUGGACAGCAGCAGCAGUUCUCAGCCAAGGCGGGCUCCACUCAGCCCUACAUCCAGCAGGGGAUGUAUGGGCGGCCCAACUACGCGGGCAGUGGAGGGUUCGGGGGCAGUUACCCUGGUGGUCCCAAUGCCCCUGCGGGCAUGGGGAUCCCUCCUCACACCCGGCCACCCGCAGACUUCACUCAGCCAGCGGCGGCAGCGGCAGCAGCUGCAGUGGCGGCAGCAGCAGCUACGGCCACAGCCACGGCUACUGCCACGGUAGCAGCUCUCCAGGAGACCCAGAACAAGGACAUGAACCAGUAUGGACCGGUCUGUUCCUCUUUCCAGAUGGGUCCGACUCAGGCGUACAACAGCCAGUUCAUGAACCAGCCUGGCCCUCGAGGGCCCGCCUCCAUGGGUGGGACCAUGAAUCCCACCAACAUGCCCGCUGGCAUGACACCUACCAAUAUGAGCGGCCCCCCUAUGGGCAUGAACCAGCCUCGGCCUCCUGGGAUCAGCCCCUUCAGCACGCAUGGACAGAGAAUGCCGCAGCAGGCCUACCCGGGUCCCCGACCCCAGUCUCUUCCCAUCCAGAGCAUAAAGAGACCAUACCCAGGAGAACCCAACUAUGGAAACCAGCAAUACGGACCAAACAGCCAGUUCCCAACCCAACCUGGUCAGUACCCGACCCCCAACCCUCCAAGACCCAUUACGUCUCCCAACUAUCCUGGGCAGAGGAUGCCGAGCCAGCAGAGCACAGGGCAGUACCCACCCCCAACAGUCAACAUGGGGCAGUAUUACAAGCCAGAUCAGUUUAAUGGACAGAAUAACACCUUCUCGGGAAGCAGCUACAGUAAUUAUAGCCAAGGAAAUGUUAAUAGGCCUUCUAGGCCAGUACCUGUGGCAAAUUACCCUCACUCACCUGUUCCAGGAAACCCAACCCCACCCAUGACUCCUGGGAGCAGUAUCCCUCCGUACCUGUCUCCCAGCCAGGAUGUCAAACCACCAUUCCCUCCUGACAUUAAGCCAAAUAUCAGCGCUUUGCCCCCACCUCCAAGCAACCAUAACGAUGAGCUCCGGCUGACCUUCCCUGUUCGGGACGGAGUGGUGUUGGAGCCCUUCCGGUUGGAGCACAACCUGGCUGUCAGCAACCACGUCUUUCACCUAAGGCCCACUGUCCACCAGACGCUGAUGUGGAGGUCUGACCUGGAGCUACAGUUUAAGUGCUAUCAUCAUGAGGACAGACAAAUGAAUACCAACUGGCCGGCCUCAGUCCAGGUCAGCGUCAAUGCCACCCCUCUCACCAUUGAGCGCGGAGACAAUAAGACCUCUCACAAACCUCUGCACCUCAAGCACGUCUGCCAGCCAGGAAGAAACACCAUCCAGAUCACGGUCACGGCGUGUUGUUGUUCCCAUCUGUUCGUGUUGCAGUUAGUCCACCGGCCCUCUGUCCGCUCCGUCCUUCAGGGCCUGCUCAAGAAACGCCUCCUGCCUGCUGAGCACUGCAUCACAAAGAUCAAGCGGAAUUUCAGCAGCGUGGCCGCUUCUUCAGGCAAUGCCACCCUCAAUGGAGAGGACGGUGUGGAACAGACAGCAAUCAAGGUGUCUCUGAAGUGUCCGAUUACAUUCCGGCGGAUUCAGCUACCAGCGAGAGGCCAUGAUUGCAAGCACGUCCAGUGUUUCGAUUUGGAGUCAUACUUGCAGCUGAACUGUGAGAGGGGGACCUGGAGGUGUCCAGUGUGCAAUAAAACUGCUCUGCUUGAAGGCCUGGAGGUCGACCAGUACAUGUGGGGAAUCCUGAAUGCCAUCCAGAACUCGGAGUUUGAAGAGGUUACUAUCGACCCCACAUGUAGCUGGAGGCCGGUCCCCAUCAAAUCCGAUAUCCACAUCAAGGAUGACCCGGAUGGCAUCCCCUCCAAAAGGUUUAAGACAAUGAGCCCCAGCCAGAUGAUCAUGCCCAAUGUCAUGGAAAUGAUCGCAGCUCUGGGCCCUGGCCCGUCCCCCUACCCGCUUCCUCCUCCACCUGGGGGCACCAACUCCAAUGAGUAUAACAGCCAAGGCAACAACUACCAAGGCCACGGUAACUUUGACUUCCCCCAUGGGAACCCCGGAGGGACGUCCAUGAAUGACUUCAUGCACGGGCCCCCUCAGCUCUCCCACCCCCCGGACAUGCCCAGCAACAUGGCUGCCCUGGAGAAACCCCUCAGUCACCCCAUGCAAGAAACUAUCCCACAUCCUGGCAGUUCUGAUCAGUCCCAUACUUCCAUACAACAAGGUUUGCACGUACCACACCCCAGCAACCAGUCAGGGCCACCAUUACAUCACAGUGGGGCUCCUCCUCCUCCUCCUCCUCCACCUCCUCCUCCUCCUCCUUCCCAGCCGCCCCGGCAACCACCUCAGGCUGCUCCCAGCAACCAUCCACACAGCGACCUGACCUUUAACCCCUCCACAGCCUUAGAGGGUCAGGCCGGAGCACAGGGAGCGUCCGACAUGCCGGAACCUUCGCUGGAUCUUCUUCCAGAACUCACGAAUCCAGAUGAGUUGCUCUCGUACCUGGACCCUCCUGACCUGCCAAGCAAUAGUAAUGACGACCUUCUCUCACUUUUUGAGAACAACUGAAGCUCUCAGCUUUUAAUCAGUCCCCUUCCCUUCCCCCACACGUACACACACGCACAUGCAUGCAAACACACACACAUACACACACACGUACACACAGACACACAUACUUCUCCACCCCGUGUAGUCCAUGCCCUCCCAAGUUCUCUACCCCAGAACUUCUCAUUUGGAGCUGGGGUGAGGUCUCUCCCUGCUCUCACCUUCUCAGAACCAUUGGCACUCAAUGGGGAGACUGCAGAAGAGGAAGUGGUACCUAGGCCACAUGGGUUUGGGGGCCCUUAGAGCACCUGCUUCUGGCCCUGGCACGGCAAAGCCUAAAGUCCAGGGCAGCUACGUUUCUGCCCAUGUCCAACACAGUCCUAUAGAGAAGAGCCUCAUGAUGGAGAAAAGCAUCCCAGCAGAUCUCUAGCUCAGCAGGGAUAAGAAAGUGGCUCUCUGUCCCCUCCCCACUCCAGAUCCUCCCGUGCUGACCCAGUGUCAGAAAACAACCUUCUAACCCAGGGGUCUUCCAUUUUUGAAACUGAGAAUUCUCCCCAUCCACCAACUUCCCAGCCCGGAUACCUGAGCAAUCACAGAACCAGAAACAUGAAGAUGGAUGGAACAGGCACGGUGCCCUGGGGAGGGGUGACCCAUGCAGGAGUGAGUCCUGUGGGUGCUGGCCAGAGCUGCUGAAGUCACCACCACCAGAAAAGCACAAACCGUCCGAGAAAGAGCCUCACCAGGCCAGAGCAGACCGUGCUUUUGCCCCUCUACUCCCUGGAGGGUUACUGUUUUUGACCACUGUCCUCUUAGCCUCAACAGACCCUGCUAGAGGUCAUGCUACACAGAGGCUCAGAGAGAAUGGAUGGAGAUGGGGGCCUCGGAAGGGAUAGGGGAGGGAGAGUUGCUUUGGCUUUGGGGUCUCUAAGAUCAUGGACAGUAAAGAGAAUGGCCACUGGGUCAUUUGAAUCGCAAGAGGACCCUACAGUUCCCUCAGCCAGAAAUGCGAGAAGCCUCAGCCCCAUUCCUUGAGGAAGGGGGCAUCAAGGGUGGGGUGGGAGGGGUUUGAAAAUGUGAGAAAGCAGAGGACAAAUUUGUUAGGAGUCAGGCACAGUAAUGUAUACCUUUACUCCCAACUUACUCUAUUUUUUUUUAAAUAUGAAGACAAAAUCAGUUUUAAAUCAUCUGCAGAAAGAAACAUUGGGAUCUGAUAGAUGAGUGACUUCCUUUUUUUGUGUUUCCUUUCUUUUGUGGGCCCCCACCCCCACUCCUCCCUUUCUGUCUCCAGGACUGUUCCAUGUCAUCUGGCCUUCACGUACACUGCCUCUUCCCACCUUCCCAGUCCUUUUUCUUGCCCUGUUAAAACAUCAGGGCUUGCAGAGAGAAAGAAGAGAGGUGAGGUGGAGGUUGAACAGGGCUUGGUCUUGGGGUCUGUCGAGAGCCAUUGCUGUGUGUUGUCUAUUUUGUUCUUCUGUCCAUACUGUGUGCUGGGCUGCGUCUCCAGCCCUGAUUCUUUGUUGCUCCCCUGCCCAUUUUGGUGUGCCACGCCCUCCAGGGAGCACUACACAUAGCUACAUUGGAAGACACGCACAUGUGCCAACCUCUCCUUUAAGGAAUUUCAUCUCUGUCUCAUGGACCAUUCCUCGCCCUCAGUGGUUUAAAAUUGACCUGACGCUCCCCGCCCAUUGGGACAUGAAGCGUUUUCUGCUCAUCCAUCCAUCUGUCUCUUCAAAGCCCUCCUGUUUACCACUCUCCCAGGUCUUCAUGCCCUUGCCCCGAUUCUCCCAUAGCCAUUUAAAUGUAUGAUUUUAUUUGGGGCUGGCUUACGUUUCUGUCCAUGGUCUGCUCUGGGCUCAGAUGAUGCUGGAUUUGCUCCCAGUCACUCAAAUCUGCAAAUUCUUUGCUUCAAGUUCCAUGCUGUCAUCACUGCCCCCCAGAGGUAAUCUUUAUUUCUCCCCUCUCUGGGCACCCCUAGCCCCUUGCUGUAGAUAUUACAGGAAACGGUGGUCACUUUCAUUUAUUUCCAGUCUCCCAUAUUCAGACUACCCAGUUUUCUGUAGAGAAUUUGCCAUCACACCUUCUUUGUACUGGUUGGUUUGGUUUUUUGCAUUUUUCUCAGAUGAAAAGUUGUUCAGUAUGCAAAAUCAAUUAUUUUAAGAAUCACUAUUGUAAAUAUCUUUGUGAAUAUUUUAGUAUCGUCUUUGAUAAUAUUCAACAUUUUCAUGACCCGGUUAUAUCCUUUGCUGGUGUUUUUAAAUACCUUGACUGAAGAUGAAAAAAAAAAUGAGUCCUUUUUUUAGAAAAAAAAAUGUAAAACAAAAAAAAAUCAAAAGUUCUUUUUACAGACUUAAGGGAAUGAAAUUUCUUUUUAUUUUGAAGAUGUCAGCUCACCCAUUUUAAUCCAUUUCCCAUACCUUUGGCAGUAGAGCAAACAGCAAAACAAGCAGCAUGAGGUAAAAUCUGGAUUGCUCCCAGUAGCAUUCCAGAUGUUACCAUCCCUGGCGUGCCCUGCCAUCUUCCACCCCCUCUCCAUCCAACACACAUACAAACACAUACAUAUGCACACACACUUGGGAUAGAAUGUGAUUUGGGGGGCGGGGGGAGAACAGGCCAGUCCAUUGUCUUCUGAGUGGGGUGAUCUCUGUGGGAAGGUCAGCCCCCUAGACAGAAUGGAAGGGUUCUUAGCUGCCAGGUAUCGUGAUCAUCUCUGGGGACCCUUCUGAUUUGCCCACAAAUGAUGAAUUGUCUUCCCCGCCAGUGCUAUGCUCCUGUUUGCACUGUGGCAGAGUUUCCCAGGACAAAUCAGCACGUGCUACCAGUUUCCCACUUCUGUGUGCUCCUCUCCUAGGGAAGUCAACUUGUUUCCUGGCCUUGUCCAGCAAGUUAGUCUCAAUCAGGCAUUUUCCUUUUAGACCUAAGCAUCAGCUUUCUCCAACAGGCAGUGAUCGAGAGAGACUGACAGCUUUAUAGGGAGCCUUUCCCACAUCAUUUUGGGGACAAGGGGAAGGGACAGGCACACAAUGAAAAGGGAAUCCAGGCUCUGGCUCUUUUUUUUUAAGCUGUCAAAGGCACUAUUACCCUGAUCCACAAAGAGGAAAUCAUAACUUUGUUAAGCAAGCAUGGCUCUCGAAUCUCAAGAUGGCAUCUCCUGUUCAUGUCUUGGUGGGAGGAGCCAUUGGAGCCAUCAGAAUCUCCAAGGUGCCCAGUGCUUCAGAACAGCUGCACCUAAAGGAAACCUGCCUAUGGGAUCUACUGGCGUGUUUGUGUCCAUGUUGCCAAAGUUAACUACAAGGUGGGAUGGGGGGGUGGGGUGGGAAAGCUCCAUGAAAGAAUCACGAGCACCCCCACCCUUUGGGCUUUUUAAAGCUUUAUUUGUGUAUCAAAUUCCCAGUAGAUUUUUUUUCCUCCAGAUUAAAAUAUAUAUGUAUAUAUAUAUUUCCCCCCUCCCCCAAUGGAAGCCCUAAUAAACCCACAGAGAUCUACACUUCUGCUCACUGAUAGAACUUAGGACCGACCCAUCCAGACACCGCCGUGUCAGCAGCAGAGACUCAAGGGACACGUCUGUACAUAUGUAAAUGAGAAAUAGAGACCUGUUAACAGAGAUGCAUUCAUCUUCCUUGGAAUGUGCAUUUGAUUUUAUUUUGCAAAAAAGACAAACAAAAAAAAAAGCUUGGAGCUCCAUCUCAUGUGGAAAAAAAAAAUAGAUCUGUCUGUUAGCGUUUGUGAAGUCUCCGCAUUGGAUUCACACUCUGUACUAUACGCUGACCCCGUGUGGAAAGUUUUGCUUUGUUCUGUUUUUAUUUUAUCUACAUGUACUCUUUAGCUUCAAUGUGCUAGUCCCCUCACCUGUGUAUUUUUAGGGUGCUAAGAAAACAAUGAAGAAAAUAAAGGAGAUUUAAAAAGAUUGUAACCAAAUUCAUACUUUGUACAAUUUUUGAUAUCAUGAUCAGAGGUGAAUGACACAUGCCCACACACAGGCGCGUGCAUGCACGUGCAAUCAUGUAAGUACAGUUGGAAGUCACUUCUGCAGAAACGGUCAUUGUCUUUGUUUGUACAUCGUAUGUACAAUGCAAUCAUUUCAUACUUUAAACUGGUCAGAAAACUAAUUGUGAUUUCUAGUCUUGCAAAACUGUAUGUAGUUAGAUGAUGUGACAACCUAAUAUUUAUCUAAUAAAUAUGUAUUCAAACAAAACCUGUA